This is a messenger RNA of Coregonus sp. 'balchen', 15374 nucleotides long. The record is from the annotation of a GenBank genome assembly. Lineage: Eukaryota; Metazoa; Chordata; Actinopteri; Salmoniformes; Salmonidae.
CUAGUUUCCAAGUAAGAAGAGAGUUGGUCCUCAUCAUUAGCUUGAGGGGCCUCUCUUCAGGGCAAGGCUUGAAAAAUUCAGAGUUCCAUUUGAUGCAGUCAGGCACUUUAUCAAGACCCCGUGGAGUGUGAACUAGCAACCGACCCACCUGGCAAGAUUCUCGACACCUAGUAACGAUUAUAAUGGACAAAAGUAGUCAGCUAACUAGUCAAAGUCUGUAGAAUAUCGUCGACAAAUGCUGGUGUUAAAGCCACGUAGCUAUGCUAAAUUAUUUCAUAAAUCAGGCUUGCUAGAUGCUACCGCAACUUUUAUCCAAGUAGCUGCAAGCUAGCAGUCAAGCAUCCCUCGCUAACUUGGGUAUUUUUUGUUAGCUAGCUUACUGGGUGGCUGGUUAAUAUUCAAAGACCCAUACAACAGCUAUUUGGCCACCCGUCAUAUUUUUGGAGCCAGCUAGCUAUCUGAACUAAUUUUAUAAUAUAGCCGUCUUUAGCUGGGUAGUUGACCAGUUUAAUCAAUUGGUCAUCAUAGCUUCGUCCAGCUUGCCAGUAGCUUAGCUAGCCAACUUGCUAACGUUACUUUGUUCGCUAGCUAGCAAACUAGCAAGGUGCUGCUGACGACAGCCAGACAGUAGCGAGCCAAAAUUCGAGUAGUUUUGUUGCUCUUUCUCCAUUUAAAAAAUGCCUGCAAUGAUGGAAAAGAGUGGUUCGGAAAUGUCUGGGAAAAGAAGGGGUAGGAAUGCAGUGAAUAAUCCUAACAAAAGUUUUGCUACAAAUGGAAAUAGCAACAAUUCAUGGGAGGAAGGAAGUUCGGGCUGCUCCAGUGAUGAUGAGCAUGGUAGGUCAACACGAAGGUGGUAGCCUCAGUCACACUAAACUACUUCAUACACUUGUACACUGAUUCAAAAUGUUAAUAUUGUGUUUGUUUUAUGUUCAGGUAGUGGUGGUAUGAGAGUUGGGACUCAGUAUCAAGCCCUUGUGCCAGACUAUGAUCCAGGUGAGUAAUUUUACUGUUCAGACAGUUGUAAAGCUAGAACACAUUACCAGACAUGAUAGCCUCGAACAAUUCCUGGUAGUCGAUUCCACGAACCUUGACUAACCGGGCUUGUUACUGCUAAUCUUGAUUCUUUUGACAUUCCAACUCUUGUCCACGGCUACGUUUUGUUUAAUGUUUGAAAGGAUAUAACUACACAACUCAAUCACUAAUGUUAAAAUAUAUACAAUAUAUUUCAGCAUUUUUAGAUGCUAAAUAUUUUUUGGGGACUAAUUAAAAAGUUUGUAAUUUACACCAGUUGUAGCUAGGCCCUAAUUGUUGGUCGAACGACCAUGAUUAUAACCGUUUAAUUCCUUUUUUAUUGAGAGAAAAAAAACAAUUGUCUAGAUGUGACUGCUACCCAUCAAGGAAUUAAGCAUUAUGAAAUGGAUGAUGUGUAGCUGCUUUCACUUUAUGGUUGUAAGUCCUGACUGCUGAUGGUCCAUAUUUGUUUUAAAUUGUAUAAAUUAUGUCUUCAUGAGAAAAUUCAUUGGCUUGUGCUGCAGAUAAUGCAUUUUGUACUUUCCAAUGGAACAUGGAAUUUCAUAGAAACUUUGUUUCUAGCUACAUUUGUUGUAUUCAUGGACAUUGGAAAUGGGUUUCACUUUCACCAGAGUUUCACAUUUUCAACUUAAACAUUUAGGAUAAAGGCAAGGAGUAGUUUAAGAGUAAUGAAGUCACUGGUCCUCAUUCGAUCCCAUUACCCCCCUAUGACAGAGAUUGCCAAAGUGGCCGAGGAGAGGGACAACUUGGGCAUGCGGGUGUGGAUCCCCAGCCGGAACCUGGCUGAAGCUAAAUGUAAGGAACAUUCAAGCCAUUUCCUCAUUAUGUACCAAAUGUAAAUUAGUUGCUUUUACAAAUCUGAAGUUUAUCUGAAGCAAAAUAUUAACUAUACAAUAAUAACAGAAAUGUGUAGAUUAGUGUUAUUCCAGUCUUUUGUCUCUUUCUCUUUCUCUCUGUCUCUCUGUGUGUGCCUUUAGAAGGUAUUCACACCCCUUGAAUUUUCCCACAUUUUGGAUUCGGCUAUUUCAGCCACACCCGUUGCUGACAGGUGUAUAAAAUCGAGCGCACAGCCAUGCAAUCUCCAUAGACAAACAUUGGCAGUAGAAUGGCCUUACUGAAGAGCUCAGUGACAUUUAACGUGGCACCGUCAUAGGAUGCCACCUUUCCAACAAGUCAGUUCCUCAAAUAUCUGGCCUGCUAGAGCUGCCCCGGUCAACUGUAAGUGAUGUUAUUGUGAAGUGGAAACGUCUAGGAGCAACAACUGCUCAGCCAUGAAGUGGUAGGCCACACACAGAACGGGACCGCCGAGUGCUGUAGUGCGUAAAAUCGUCUGUCCUGGUUGCCGCACACAAGCCUAAGAUCACCUAAUGCAAUGCCAAGCGUCGGCUGGAGUGGUGUAAAGCUCGCCGCCAUUGGACUCUGGAGCAGUGGAAAUGCAUUCUCUGGGCUGAUUAAUUGCGCUUCACCAUCUGGCAGUCCGACGUAAGCUACCUGCCCCAAUGCAGAGUACCAACUGUAAAGUUUGGAGGAGGAGGAAUAAUGGUCUGGGGCUGUUUUUCAUGGUUUGGGCUAGGCCCCUUAGUUCCACUGACGGGAAAUCUUAACGUUAAAGCAUACAAUGACAUUCUAGACAAUUCUGUGCUUCCAACUUUGUGGCAACAGUUUAGGGAAGGCCCAUUCCUGUUUCAGCAUGACAAUGCCGCCAUGCACAAAGCGAGGACCAUACAGAAAUAGUUUGUCGAGAUCGGUGUGGAAGAACCUGACUGGCCUGCACAGAGCCCUGACCUUAACCCCAUCAAACACCUUUGGGAUGAGUUGGAACGCCUACUGCGAGCCUGUCCUAAUGGCCCAACAUCAGUGCCCGACCUCACUAAUUAUCUUGUGGCUGAAUGGAAGUCACUGCAGCAAUGUUCCAACAUCUAGUGGAAAGCGUUCCCAGAAGAGUGGAGGCUGCAAAGGGGGAACCAACUCCAUAUUAAUGCACAUGAUUUUGGAAUGAAAUGUUAAGUGAGCAGGUGUCCAUAUACUUUUGGUCAUGUAGUGUAUUUUAAGCUUAAAUAAGUUGCAUGGACUCGGUGUGCAAUAAUAGUGUUUAACAUGAUUUUUGAAUGACUACCUAAUAUCUGUACCCCACACAUACAAUUAUCUCUAAGUGCCCUCAGUCGAGCAGUGAAUUUCAAACACAGAUUCAACCACAGACCAGGGAGGUUUUCCAAUGCCUAGCAAAGGGCGCCACCUAUUGGUAUCAAAUUAAAUGUAUUUGUCACAUGUUUCAUAGACAACAGGUGUAGACUAACAGUGAAAUGUUUACUUAAGGGUCCUUUUCCAACGAUGCAGAGUUAAAGAUUAGAUUAAAAAAUAUAUAUAUAUAGAAAUAGUGACAAGGAAUAAAUACAGUGUGAAUAACUAGUAAAAAUAACAUGGCAUAUAUAUAUACACAGUACCAGUCAAAAGUUUGGACACACCUACUCAUUACAUUUAACAUUUUAGUCAUUUAGCAGACACUCUUAUCCAGAGCGACUUACAGUUAGUGAGUGCGUACAUUUUCAUACUGGCCCCCCGUGGGAAUCGAACCCACAACCCUGGCGUUGCAAACGCCAUGCUCUACCAACUGAGCUACACGGGACUAGGGUCAUUCAAGGGUUUUUCUUUAUUUUUACUAUUUUCUACAUUGUAGAAUAAUAGUGAAGACAUCCAAACUAUGAAAUAACACAUGGAAUCAUGUAGUAACCAAAAAAGUGUUAAACACAUCAACAUUUAUUUUAUAUUCUUCAAAGUAGCCACCCUUUGCCUUAAUGACAGCUUUGCACACUCUUGGCAUUCUCUCAGCCAGCUUCACCUGGAAUGCUUUUCCAACAGUCUUGAAGGAGUUCCCACAUAUGCUGAGCACUUGUUGGCUGCUUUUCCUUCACUCUGCGGUCCAACUCAUCCCAAACUAUCUCAAUUGGUUUGAGGUCGGGUGAUUGUGGAGGCCAGGUCAUCUGAUGCAGCACUCCAUCACUCUCCUUCUUGGUCAAAUAGUCCUUACACAGCCUGGAGGUGUGUUUUGGGUCAUUGUCCUGUUGAAAAACAAAUGAUAGUCCCACUAAGCGCAAACCAGAUGGGAUGUCGUAUCGCUGCAGAAUGCUGUGGUAGCCAUGCUGGUUAAGUGUGCCUUGAAUUCUAAAUAAAUCCCAGACAGUGUCACCAGCGAAGCACCGUCACACCACCACCGCCAUGCUUCACGGUGGGAACCACACAUGCGGAGAUCAUCCGUUCACCUACUCUGCGUCUCGCAAAGACACGGCGGUUUGAACCAAUAAUCUCAAAUUUGAACUCAUCAGACCAAAGGACAUAUUUCCACCAGUCUAAAAAUCAAAUCAAAUGUAUUGGUCACAUACACAUGGUUAGCAGAUGUUAUUGUGAGUGUAUCGAAAUGCUUGCAGAUGUCCAUUGCUUGUGUUUCUUGGCCCAAGCAAGUCUCUUGUUCUUAUUGGUGUCCUUUAGUAGUGGUUUCUUUGCAGCGAUUCGACCAUGAAGGCCUGAUUUCAUGCAGUCUCCUCUGAACAGUUGAUGUUGAGAUGUCUGUUACUUGAACUCUGAAGCAUUUAUUUGGGCUGCAAUUUCUGAGGCUGGUAACUAAUGAACUUAUCCUCUGCAGCAGAGGUAACUCUAGGUCUUCCUUUCCUGUGGCGGUCCUCAUGAAAGCCAGUUUCAUCAUAGCGCUUUAUAGUUUUUGCGACUGCACUUGGAGAAACUUUCAAAGUUCUUGAAAUGUUCUGUAUUGACUGACCUUCAUGUCUUAAAUUAAUGAUGGAUUGUCGUUUCUCUUUUCUUAUUUGAGCUGUUCUUGCCAUAAUAUGUACUUGGUCAUUUACCAAAUAGGUAUAUCUUCUGUAUACACCCCCUAUCUUGUCACAACACAACUGAUUUGGCUCAAACGCAUUAAGAAGGAAAGAGAUUCCACAAAUUAACUUUUAACAAGGCACACCUUUUAAUUGAAAUUAAUUCCAGGUGACUACCUCAAGAAGCUGUUUGAGAGAAUGCCAAGAGUGUGCAAAGCUGUCAUCAAGGCAAAGGGUGGCUACUUUUAAGAAUCUCAAAUAUAAAAUAACUUAACUUUUUUGGUUACUACAUGAUUCCAUGUGUGUUAUUUCAUAGUUUUGAUGUCUUCACUAUUAUUCUACAAUGUAGAAAAUAGUAAAAAUAAAGAAAAACCCUUGAAUGAGUAGGUGUGUCCAAACUUUUGACUUGUCCGUGUUGGUGAGUUUGGACCAUGAUAGAUAUUUAGUGAUGUGGACACAGAGGAACUUAAAGCUCUCGACCCACUCCCCUACAGCCCUCCGUUUCCUGUAGUCCAUGAUCAGCUCGUUAGUCUUACGGAUGUUGUGGGAGAGGUUGUCCUGGCACAACACUGCCAGGUCUCUGACCUCCUCCCUAUAGGCUGUCUCAUUGUCGUCUGUGAUCAAACCUACCACCGUCGUGUCGUCGGCAAACUUAAUGAUGGUGUUGGAGUCAUGCACGGCCAUGCAGUCAUGGGUGAACAGGGAGUACAGGAGGGGACUAAGCACGCACCCCUGAGGGGCCCCCGUGUCUGGAACUCCAGGAUCCAGUUGCAGAGGAAGGGGUUCAGUCCCAGGGACCUUAGCUUAGUGAUGAGCUUUAAGGGCACUACGGUGAUGAACGCUGUAGGUGUUCCUUUUGUCCAAGUGGGGAAGGGCAGUGUGGAGUGCAAUAGAGAUUGCGUGAUCUGUUGGGGCGGUAUGCGAAUUGGAGUAGGUCUGGGAUGAUGGCGUUGUGAGCUUUCAAAGCAUUUCAUGGCUACAGAUGUAAGUGCUACGAGGCGAUAGUCAUUUAGACAGGUUACCAUUGCACCUUGGUCACAGGGACUAUGGUGGUCUGCUUGAAACAUGUAGGUAUUACAGACUCAGUCAGGGAGAGGUUGAAAAUGUCAGUGAAGACACUUGCCAGCUGGUCAGUGCAUGCUCUGAGUACGUGUCCUGGUAAUCCAUCUGGCCCUGCGGCCUUGUCAAUGUUAACCUGUAGAAAGGUCUUACUCACAUCGGCUACAGAGAGCGUGUUCACACAGUCGUCCGGAACAGCUGGUGCUUUCGCACAUGGUUCAGUGUUGCUUGCCUCGAAGUGAGCGUAGAAGGCAUUAAGCUUGUCUGGUAGGCUUGUGUCACUGGGCAGCUCGUGGUUGGGUUUCCUUUUGGAAUCCAUGAUCGUUUGCAAGCCCUGCUACAUCCAACGAGCGUCAGAGCCGGUGUACUAGGAGUUGAUCUUAGUCCUGUAUUGACGUGUUACCCUUUUGAUGGUUUGUCGGAGGGCGUAGCGAAAUUUCUAAUAAGCGUCUGGGUUAGUGUCCCGUUCUUUGAAAGCGGCUGCUCUAGCCUAUAGCUCAGCACGGAUGUUGCCUGUAAUCCAUGGCUUUUGGUUGGGAUAUAUACAGUGCAGUCGAAGUAUUCAGACCCCUUCCCUUUUUCCACAUUGUUACGUUACAGCCUUAUUCUAAAAUGGGUAAAAUAAAUAUUUUUCCUUAUCAAUCUACACACAAUACCCCAUAAUGACAAAGCGAAAACAGGUUUUCGAAAAUACCUUAUUUACAUAAGUAUUCAGACCCUUUGCUAUGAGACUCGAAAUUGAGCUCAGGUGCAUCCUGGCCAAACUGAGCAAUCAGGGGAGAAGGGCCUUGGUCAGGGAGGUUACCAAGAACCCGAUGGUCCCUCUGACAGAGCUCCAGAGUUCCUCUGUGGAGAUGGGGAGAACCUUCCAGAAGGACAACCAUCUCUGCAGCAUUCCACCAAUCAGGCCUUUAUGGUAGAGUGACCAGAUGGAAGCCACUCCUCAGUAAAAGGGCUGCUUGGAGUUGGCCAAAAUGCACUUAAAGGACUCUGACCAUGAGAAACAAAUUUCUCUGGUCUGAUGAAAACAAGAUUGAACUCUUUGGCCUGAAUGCCAAGCGUCACAUCUGGAGGAAACCUGGCACCAUCCCUACGGUGAUACAUGGUGUUGGCAGCAUCAUUCUAUGGGGAUGUUUUUCCAGCGGCAGGGACUGGGAGACUAGUCAAGAUCGAGGGAAAGAUGAACGGAGCAAAGUACAGAGAGAUCCUUGAUGAAAACUGCUCCAGAGUGCUCUGGACCACUGACUGGGGCGAAGGUUCACCUUCCAACAGGACAACGACCCUAAGCACACAGCCAAGACAACGCAGGAGUGGCUUCAGGACAAGUCUCUGAACGUCCUUGAGGGCCCAGCCAGAGCCCGGACUUGAACCCGAUUGAACAUCUCUGGAGAGACCUGAAAAUAGCUGUGCAGCGACGCUCCCAAUCCAACCUGACAGAGCUUGAGAGGAUCUGCAGAGAAUAAUGGGAGAAACUCCCUAAAUACAGGUGUGCCAAGCUUGUAGCGGCAAACCAAUGAAGACUUGAUGCUGUAAUCGCUGCCAAAGGUGCUUCAACAAAGUACUGAGUAAACGGUCUGAAAUGUGAAUGUGAGAUUUUUUAUAAAUUUGCGAAAGAUUAUAAAAACCUGUUUUUACUUUGUCAUUAUGGGGUAUUGUGUGUAGAUUGAAGGGGGAACAAACAAUGUAAUACAUUUUAGAAUAAGGCUGUAACGUAACAAAAUGUGGAAAAAGUAAAGGGGUCUGAAUACUUUCCGAAUGCACUGUACGUACAUUCACUCUGGGGAGGACGUCGUCGACGCACUUAUUAAUGAAGCUGGUGGCUGUGGUAAACUCCUCAAUGCCAUCGGACGAACCCCAGAACAUAUUCCAGUCUGUGCUAGCGAAACAGUCCUGUAGCUUAGCAUCUGCUUCAUUGGACCACUUCCGUAUUUAGUUUUUGCUUGUAAGCUGGAAUCAGGAGGAUAGAGUUAUGGUCAGAUAUGCCAAAUGGAGGGAGAUUUUACGCGUCUCUGUUUGUGGAGUAAAGGUGAACUUCAGUUUUCUUUGCCUCUAGUUGCACAGGUGACAUACUGGUAGAAGUUACAUAAUGCAGGAAAACUGAAAUCCGUUUUAACAGGCCACUAGGAGCGCCACCUCUGGGUGAGCAUUUUCUUGUUUGUGUAUGGCCCUAUACAGCUUGUUGAGUGCAGUCUUAGUGCCAGCAUCGGUUUGUAGUGGUAAAUAGACAGCUUCGAAAAAUAUAGAUAAACUCUUGAUAAAUAGUAUGGUCUACAGCUUAUCAUAAGGUAUUCUAACUCAGGCGAGCAGAACCUUGAGACUUCCUCCUCUGAGCUUCCCUGACGCUGCUGUUUGGUCCUGCCGAUGUAUAGAAAAACCAGCUAGAUUUAUAUUUACCAUGUCCUUGUUCAGCCACGACUCAGAGAAACAUAGGAUAUUACAGUUCUUCAGAUCACAUUUAUAGGAUGGUCUCGAACAUAGCUUGUCCAGUUAAUUCUCCAGUGAUUGCACAUUUGCCAAUAGAACGGAGGGUAGAGGUGGUUUAUCCACUUGCCGACGUAGCCGCGCGUCGGCCUCUAAAGCGCCGCCGCUUCCUUCUCAGAGUGUCUGGGAUUUGGGUCUGGUAUAAUCAAUAUGUUCUCCACCUCUGACUCAUUGAAGUGAAGUCCUCACCCAAAUCGAGGUUAGUGAUAGCUGUUCUGAUGUCCAGAAGCUAUUUUCAGGCAUAGGAAACGAUGGCGGAAACAUUAUGUAAAAAAAAUAUAUAUAUAUUUAAGAUCAGCGUCAAAAAAAGACGCAAAAUAGCACAAUUUGGUCUGGAGCUUUCUAGCUCUGCAUUGUUGGGAAAGGGCUCAUAAGUAAGCAUUUCACGGUAAAGUCUAAACCUGUUGUAUUCGGCGCAUGUGACAAAUACAUUUUAUUUGAUUUUUCAUUUUAUUUGAGCCCGUAAAACAGCUGCUAUUCCCUCCAGUGCCAUUCUAUGGGUUAAAAAAAAAGACAUUGAAUAUACUUUUUGAGCAUGUUGAAGUUAUUAAUUACAUAUUGGAUGGUGUAUCAAUACACCCAGUCACUACAAAGGUACAGGCAUUCUUCUGAACUGUUGCCAGAGAGGAAGGAAAUCGCUCAGGGAUUUCACCAUGAGGCAAAUGGUGACUUUAAAACAGAUAGUUUAUUGGCUGUGACAGGAGAAAACUGAGGAUGGAUCAACAACAUUGUAGUAACUCCACAAUACUAACCUAAUUGAAAGAGUAAAAAGGGCGCCUGUACAUACUAAAUAUAUUCCAAAACAUGCAUUCUGUUUGCAACAAGGCACUAAAGUAAUACUGCAAAAAAUGUGGCAAAGGAAUUCACUUUUUGUCCUGAAUACAAAGUGUUAUGUUUGGGGCAAAUCCAAUACAACACAUUACUGAGUACCACUCUCCAUAUUUUCAAGCAUAGUGGUGGCUGCAGCAUGUUAUGGGUAUGCCUGUAAUCAUUAAGGACUGGUGAGUCCCCCCCAAAUAAAUAAAUAUAUAUGUAACGGAAUGGAACUAAGCACAGGCAAAAUGAUAGAGGAAAUCCUGCUUCAGUCUGCUUUCCAUCAGACACUGGGAAAUGAAUUCACCUUUUAGCAGAACAGUAACCUGAAACGCAAGGCCAAAUCUUUAAUGGAAUUGUUUACCAAGAAGACAGUGAAUGUUCCUGAGUGGCCGAGUUAGCGUUUUGACUUAAAUCUACUUGAAAAUCUAUGGCAAGCUUGAAGAAUUUUGAAAAGAAUAAUGGGCAAAUGUUGCCCAAUCCAGGUGUGGAAAGCUCACAGCUGUAAAAUCACUGCCAAAGGUGCUUCCAUAAAGUAUUGACUCGGGUGUGAAUAAUUAUGUAAAUGAGGUAUUUCAUUUUCAAUACAUUUGCUAAAAUUUAUAAAACAUGUUUUCACUUUGUCAUUAUGGGGUAUUGUGUGUAGAUGGGUGAGAAAAUAAAUACAUGUAAUCCAUUUUGAAUUCAGGCUGUAACAACAACAUGUGGAAUAAGUCAAGGGGUAUAAAUACUUUCUGAAGGCACUGUAUACUAUUAUUUGUAUUUUAUUUUUUACAGUGGAUGAAUACAUUGCAAUUACCAAAGAGAAACAUGGGUACAACAUGGAACAGGCACUUGGGAUGCUCUUCUGGCACAAGCACAACAUUGAGAAGUCCCUGGCAGAUUUGCCCAACUUCACACCUUUCCCAGAUGAGUGGUCAGUGGAGGACAAGGUCCUGUUUGAACAGGGCUUCAGCUUCCACGGAAAAACUUUCCACCGUAUACAGCAGAUGGUGAGAGACUGGCGCCUCUGGGUUUUAUUGGUUGAAAACCGAAUACAUCAUUGACAAACGUAUAACACAUAGUUGAUGAUGACCAUGGCACAUUACACUAAAUGCUAAUUUGGGGUGCCCAUUGUGUGAUGUCUCUAAACAACAAAUCAUGCAGAAAAAAGUGUUUUCCUUAGUCAUUGAUAAGGUCUUCUUGUUCUUGUGCUAGUUGCCUGACAAGUCCAUUGCCAGCUUGGUUAGAUUUUACUACUCUUGGAAGAAGACACGGAGCAAAACCAGUGUCAUGGAUCGUCAUGCACGCAAGCAGAGGAGGGAACGAGGAGAAGGGUUUGUUUCAAACGCAUCAACCACAUUCUCCCUCAUACCUUUUCAAAACUUUAAUUGGUCAGAAAAACAUAUUGUAAUCUUCGAAAGUCAGGCCAAGAAUACAAUAUAUAUAUUUUUUCUAUGUAUCAAUUUUUUUCUUGAUCUUUUUAGUGAGGAUGAGUCUGAGGAGACCAAUGGGAACACUCCAGGGGAUGUAGUGUAUGGACCAAAUAAGGAGGAGAAGAAAGAGGUUGGUCUAUUCCGAGGCUCUUGUAACUUAAUAAACAAAAGAUAUGCUGUUUAUUGAACCAACUAACAUGUAGAUUUUCUGUUUUAGCUGGGUGCCGCACCUGAGAAACAGGAGCUAAAACCAGUACCAGUGGUACAGAAGGUAGCUUCUAAAUUCUAAAUAUUUUCAUUACCAUUUCAAUAGGAACAUACAGAAUUCAUAUUCAAUUCCUCCUACUUUUGAUGCUUCGGCCAUUUUAACCCGAAUGUAUUCCUUCACGUCUAGCCGAAUACUGGUGUGGCAGAGAAGCUGACCCAAGUCAAAAAAGAACCCCAGGGUCCUCCAGGGAAAAACCUGCACCGUACUAAGAAGAAGCCUCCUAAAGGAAUGUACCUGAGCCAGGGAGACGUAGCUGCAAUGUCCACCAGCACCCCUGCUGCAGUCAGCGUGCUGCGGCAAAUGGACAUGGAGCUGGUUGCCAUCAAACGGCAGGUUAGUGUUAGUCUUAACAUCAAUACAUUCAUCUUUUCUGUGAUAGGAUUUUCUUAUCCUCUAAUGAGAGUAAGUUUUGCAACAAUCAGGUAUUGAUGUCAAUGGGAGUUUUGUGUGAAAAUUAAGAGCUGUGCCUGUGUACCUAAAGUAUCUUCAGUAUUCACCCCUGAGUCCGGAUGAGAGAUUAGUUAACCUAGAAAUGUUUCCUUAUUGAGUUUUAUCCCCUUCUAGAUCCAGAGCAUCAAACAGAAUAACAGUGCUCUGAAGGAGAAGCUUGACCUGGGAUUGGACAACUUCAGAGUACCUGAGGUAACGCUAUUGCUUAGUUCUGACCAUCUGAUUUGGUCACUUUCUCCAUGGAAUUAAUGUUACUCUUGUGGCUUGUAACAAGGGGUUGGAACAAAAAUGAUUUUCCAAUCAUUCCAUUCUGAACAGAACCAUUUUUUUUUUUUUUACUGAAGUUCUGAACGGGUUUGAACCCCCCCCCCCCCCCCCCCCCCCAAAAAAAAACAAAAACAAAACGGUAUCUAUAGUUCCUUUCUGUUCCUUUUUAAACCUCUGAAAUCAUUUUUUUUUUUUUACAUUUAGCUCGUCAUUAAAUUACUUCACUAAUCAGUGCGGAUAGAGCAGCUUGCUAUGGAGCGACUGAAAUGUUGCAGGUGGGGAGAGAGGGUGGAGGAGUUGGCUUGAUGCGCUGGGCAUCUUGUUAUGACAUACAUUAUCUGAAUUAGGCCCACAAAAUUAUACCUACGGAGGAGCGGCUUCUAUGAACGAACUUGAAUGUCUUUGAACUUCCGAGAGUUGGCUUAGCGUUGGACCAGAACUAGCUAACAAGCUUGUGUAUGCAGAGUGGUACCAGAAUUAAAAUAAAAACACAUAUUACCUUUUUGUAGUUAAUGAAGCCAAUGUGAAACGUGAUGAACUGAACAAAAAUAAACGCAACAUGCAACAAUUUCAACGAUUUUACUGCGUUACAGUUCAUGUAAGGAAAUCAGUCAAUUGAAAUAAAUUCAUUAGGCCCUAAUCUAUGGAUUUCACAUGACUGUGAAUACAGAUAUACAUCUGUUGGUCACAGAUACCUUAAAAAAAAGGUUGGGGUGUGGAUCAGAAAACAAGUCAGUAUCUGGUUUGACCACCAUUUGCCUCAUGCAGUACGACAUCUCCUUCGCAUAGAGUUGAUUAGGCUGUUGAUUGUGGCCUGUGGAAUGUUGUCCCACUUCUCUUCAAUGGCUGUGUGAAGUUUCUGGAUUGUGGCGGGAACUGGAACCCGCUGUCGUACAUGUCGAUCCAGAGCAUACCAAACAUGCUCAAUGGGUGACAUGUCUGAGUAUGCAGGCCAUGGACAAACUGGGAAAUCUUCAGCUUCCAGGAAUUGUAUACAGAUCCUUGCGACAUGGGGUGGCGGCGAAUGAAUGGCACGACAAUGGGCCUCAGAAUCUCGUCCCAGUAUAUCUGUGCAUUUAAAUUGCCAUCGAUAAAAUGCAAUUGUGUUCGUCGUCUGUAGCUUAUGCCUGCCCAUACCAUAACCCCACUGCCACCACGGGGCACUCUGUUCACAACGUUGACAUCAGCAAACCGCUCGCCCACACAACGCCAUACACGCAGUCUGCCAUCUGCCCGGUACAGUUGAAACCAGCAUUCAUCCGUGAAGAGCACACUUCUCCAGCAUGCCACUGGCCAUCGAAGGUGAGCAUUUGCCCACUGAAGUCGGUGACGACGCCGAACUGCAGUCAGGUCAAGACCCUGGUGAGGACGAUGAGCACGCAGAUGAGCUUCCCUGAGACGGUUUCUGACAGUUUGCGCAGAAAUUCUUCAGUUGUGCAAACCCACAGUUUCAUCAGAUAUCCGGGUGGCUGGUCUCAGAUUAUCCCACUGGUGAAGAAGCCAGAUGUGGUGGUCCUGGGCUGGCGUGGUUACACGUGGUCUGCGGUUGUGAGGCCGGUUGGACGUACUGCCAAAUUCUCUAAAACGACCUUGGAUGUGGCUAAUGGUAGAGAAAUUAACAUUCAAUUUUCUGGCAACAGCUCUGGUGGACAUUCCUGCAGUCAGCUUGCCAAUUGCACGCUCCCUCAACUUGAGACAUCUGUGGAAUUGUGUUGUGUGACAAAACUGCACAUUUUAGAGUGGCCUUUUAUUGUCCCCAGCACAAGAUGCACCUGUGUAAUGAUCAUGCUUUAAUCAGCUUCUUGAUAUGCCGUACUUGUCAGGUGGAUGGGUUAUUGUGGCAAAGGAGAAAUGCUCACUAACAGGGAUGUAAAAAAUGUGUUCACAAAAUUUGAAAGAAAUACGCCUUUUGUGCGAAUGGAAAAUGUCUGGGAUCUUUUAUUUCAGCUCAUGAAACAUGUUACCAACACUUUACAUGUUGCGUUUAUAUUUAUGUUCAAUAUAAAUAGUAUCCUUAACUUGCAUUGAAAAAGUUAAUCCAUUCUUCUCUAAUUAAAAAUCUCUCCCUAAUUUCUGAAUACGCUGGUACACACUGGCAAAGCUUUUCAGGUGGCAGGCAGACACUGAAAUACGUUUCUGAGUGACAGUGAGGACUUUGCAUAGGCGCUUUGUUGUGUUUUUUCUGUGGGACGUAACAGAACGUUACUAACUGGUUCCCGUGCUUUUAAAAUAACGCUUAGUUCAGUAUAGAUCACUUUUGUUGCCGGUUCUGAUUCUUUUCCUAGACAAAUGUUUUCUGUUCUGUUCCCUGAACCGGCUCCAACCCCUGCUUUUAACUCAUUAUGACCUGUUGUGUAUGUCAGAUGGAAUGUUUGCGUGCCAGUGAUAACAUGUCCAUUCAUGUCUCAGGUGACCCAGAAGUUCAACACUCGCUGGACAACAGAGGAGCAACUGCUUGCUGUACAAGGUAAUUUAUUGCAAGUGCAACAGAUGUGUAGGGAUUAGAGAAAGGGAGGAGGUAGAAAAUGUAAGCAACUGAAGUAGAGCCCAUGUGAAUAGUCGUGAUAUAAAGAAUUCCAUCUUAAGUUCUGUUUUGCUGGGGGAGCAUGGCACGUAACAAUCUACAUUUGUUUAAAAUGUUUGUUCCCUCCAUUGUAACAUCUACCAGCCAUCAGAAAAUAUGGGCGGGACUUCCAGGCUAUCUCGGACGUGAUUGGCAAUAAGUCUGUGGUGCAGGUGAAGAACUUCUUUGUCAACUACCGCCGACGCUUCAACCUGGAUGAGGUGCUGCAGGAAUGGGAGGCUGAGCACGGGAUGGAGGGAGCAGCCAAGGGAGGAGAGGAGAAAAUGGACACAUCACCAUCUUCCACUGAGGAUGGAGCCACCAUCCCUGUGGCACCAGAGGAUCAAAAAGAGGUCUGUGACUUGCAUUCCAUUAUGAAUUUAUUUUUUAUUUUUUAAGGGUUUGAUUGGCUAAAUUCAGUUAUCAGUCUCAGUAUGAAAUGAGACUUCAUUUGCACUGUGCCCUACUAUUUUUGUGGUCCCCUUUUUAUCUGCCCCAUAGUAAUAAUUCAGAGGGAUGAACAAAGAAUUGCAGUCUAAUUUGAGUUUGUUUUGCCAGAUGUAUUAAUUGCAAAUACUCCCCAUUGUCCCUUUACAGCAAUCGUCACCAGUGGAGGCACAACAACCUCUGGCAUCCUGAGUGGUCGGCCAUCUUGGAUUAUUCUGUUGGCGGAACUCCUCCCUUUUGAGAUUUUACUUUUGUUCUGAAGAGGCGAUGAUUAAUCUGAAUCUGCACAGGUUACGUCCUGUCUGUGUGUGCUUCUUCAAGAAGGCCAUUCCUGUUACCUCUUCCCCAAUUCAAGAAUGUUUUGCAGCUACCCACCAAUUAACUUAAAGCACCAUUCUUCAGCCGGGCUGACAGUCAAAGUAACCAGGAUUAUCUGACUGCACUUUAUCCUAUCACUAUUUGUUUGUCACCUUGGUGAGAAGAAAAACUUCUGUAUCAAAUGUAACUUGUUUUUGUAUCUGGCCCCUUUUACCGUCACUCUCAACAUUACAGAUGAUCCCUGUUUUCCAGACCACAAUAUCAGUUUGUGUCAUUUUAUCCUUUACUUUGUAAAGACUGGUUUUGGUUGUGUAGUAUUUAAUCACAAUAGGUCUCAGUAUGAAAUGACCCUGUGGAUUACUAUCCUCUCGUUCUGUGUGCUGGAAUGAGGACUUGACGAAGACGUCUUUGUACACCAGACUGCCAUAAAGAAAAAC